Messenger RNA from Colletotrichum godetiae, 1050 nucleotides. RefSeq names its product Phospholipase/Carboxylesterase family protein. Gene Ontology annotation, molecular function: carboxylic ester hydrolase activity; palmitoyl-(protein) hydrolase activity. Lineage: Eukaryota; Fungi; Ascomycota; Sordariomycetes; Glomerellales; Glomerellaceae. Bases 34 to 786 code for a protein of 250 amino acids. Gene Ontology annotation, cellular component: cytoplasm. The record is from RefSeq and is a predicted model, not a curated record. Gene Ontology annotation, biological process: protein depalmitoylation. The transcript has a single exon.
CUCGAUCCUCCCACUCUACGACCAUCACACGCGAUGUCUUCUCCACCCAUCUUCCAUCAACCAUCAACAACUCACACUCACACCGUAGUCUUCUUGCAUGGGCGCGGUGACAAUGCGGAAAUUUUCAUGCAGUCAUUAAACUACUCUAGAGACUCACAAAACCGCACUCUUGCAGAUGCGUUUCCUUCAUUCCGCUGGGUCUUUCCUCAGGCGAAGUUGGGCAAGUCAGUGGCCUUCGGCGACAAGGUCUCGCAAUGGUUCGACAUCUGGAACGUGUCCAAUUUUGCCGACCGCGAAGAGCUUCAAGCCGAGGGCCUCAGAGACAGCGUUGUCGAGAUCCGAGAGAUCCUCGCCGCAGAGGCACAGUUGCUGGGAGACAAAUGGAGCCGCAUUAUCCUGGCUGGGAUAAGCCAGGGAGCAGCAACGGGCGUCCAUACUCUGCUCAACUUACGACUCCCGCCAGGGCAAUCUGGGCUUGGGGCAUUUGUCGGCUUUUCUUGCCGCAUGCCGUUCCCUGGGAGAAGUCUCGCCGAUACUCGAGCAAUUCUCAGGCUUGGACAUGUUGCAGAAGGAUGUGUUCUUCUUGAACAUACUCCGAUUUUGCUAGAGCAUUGUGUUGACGAUCCACUUGUUUUGAUUGCCAACGGCCGUGUCUUGAGAGACACUCUAAGGAGAUUCGGGGCGCAAGUUGAAUGGAAAGAGUACCAAGAAGGAGGGCAUUGGUUUAAUUCUCCUACAGGGAUGGAUGACGCUGUUCGCUUCUUGAACUUCUAUCUAUCUGAGUAAUCCAGGGUUUACUUAAAACUUACACUCGACUCUAUUCGAUGCCCGAAAAUCCAUAUCGAUGUCAGAAUCAGGAAGUAGUCUUUGAAAGAAAGGAGUCAGUUUCGUUAUUAGAUAAGACGCAUCGAUUACGAAACUCAUAAAACCAUGAGAUAACUGGGCCAUCCUUUAUCACUAAUCAAAUUGGGGGCCAUGAUGGUUGUCGUACUUGUCCACGCCGCGAGAAUAUCCAUUGUAUCGCUUGUGGCCCCUCUAACUCUUCAAAGC